UUCAAUGGAAGUCGGCUAAUGGCCUCCACAUUCGUUUUUAGGAAGAUAAAUGGACUGGGGCGAAUACCUUCUCUCUGUUCCCUAUGGCUUACCAUCUUACUCUCUCCAAGAAUGUCCGUGUUGGAUCUCAAGGCAGAACGCAGAAUGAUCAAUGGCAUUGGAGGCCGAUCCUUUGUAGACCUAUCUCCCAGGAGGAAAACCAAGAAGUCACAGCUCUAAAAACCCUCAUAACACAUCUUAAUGACCCGAAUUGCUCCCAAUCAGAUGGAGUCAUCUGGCCUCUCAGCUCCAUAGGAAAAUACACUGUCAAUUCUCUCUACAGAUUCAUUUUCAGUGGAGGCAACAAGUUCGCAGCAUACUACUUCAUUUGUCUUCAUUUCUGCCAUCCAAGGUCAAGAUCUUUCUAUGGCUCUUAUACAAACGCAAGCUGCAAACCAAGGUAACGAGCCAGGAGCCCGGAGAGUCGCAGGUUGAUGGCGA
Messenger RNA from Asparagus officinalis (garden asparagus), 480 nucleotides. RefSeq lists its product as uncharacterized. The coding region runs from base 84 to 443 and encodes 119 amino acids. Lineage: Eukaryota; Viridiplantae; Streptophyta; Magnoliopsida; Asparagales; Asparagaceae. The record is from RefSeq and is a predicted model, not a curated record. The transcript has 2 exons.